This is a messenger RNA of Cuscuta europaea, 1165 nucleotides long. NCBI's taxonomy places the organism in Eukaryota, Viridiplantae, Streptophyta, Magnoliopsida, Solanales, Convolvulaceae. The record is from the annotation of a GenBank genome assembly.
AAUUAGAAGAAUUAUUAUAUUCCCGCAAACUUCCCUUCAUUUUAUACAUGACUAGCAAUCUCAUUUGCUCCGGCACGUUAACUGGUAUGUUUCCGGCUUGACGAACUCUUCCCUCUCCGGCCAGCUGCGAUGAAUCACCGCCUCCUUGUCCUCCGCACAGUCAUCGGCAUCAUCGGGAAUAUUGUUUCCGCAGCUCUGUUCAUUUCGCCAGCACCAACGGUUUACAGAAUCAUAAAAAACAAAUCAGUGGAAGGCUUCCAUCCAUGGCCGUACCACGCGGCGCUGAUGAACUGCUUAAUGUGGGUGUUCUAUGCCAUGCCGUUCGUCCAUCCACACAGCAUUCUCGUCAUGACCAUAAACACGGCAGGCAUCGUCUUGGAGCUCUUCUAUCUGCUCGUCUUUUUUUACUUCAACAAUUCAAGAAGACGGGGGAGAAUGGUGGGCUUGUUCCUUAUUCAAUUGAUUUUACUUUCUGGGAUAGUUGCUGGGACCCUCCUGGGUGCGCACACCAUAGAGAAGAGAACCAAAAUCGUGGGAUCAUUGUGUGUGGUCUUCGGGAUCAUUUUGUACGCGUCGCCUCUUUCCGUCAUGCUGACUGUGAUCAGAAGCAGGAGUGCGAAGUACUUGCCGGGUUGGCUCGUUGCUUCAGGCUUUGCUAAUGGAAUCCUCUGGGCAGCAUAUGCUUGCAUUAGAUUUGACGUAUUUAUCUUAGUGAGCAAUGGUGUGGGAACCAUCCUAUCCUUCUUGCAGAUUUUGCUCAAACUCUUUUAUGGCAAUGGUCCAAGGCGUGAAGAUGCCAUCCACAAUGUGGAUGACCAGAAUGAAGAUGGCCAGAAUGUGGUUUGACCAUUGGGUUUGCGACGGUUUUUUGUUUGCAGCUCUUUGUAUCGAUGUAGUUGAGUUGAUGAUUCGAUUAGUCGUUUUGUCUUGCACUCUUCAGUUCUGAGAAUUUUUCAUUCUCUUCUGGAUAUCCCACACUCAGCCAGUCUUUUGGCAUGUCUGGCUAGCUGCAAGAUGAAUAGCAAUACAUAAACCGAGUACAUAUACACAUCUCUUCAUAAUGUCUUUGUGCUCAACCUUACUAAAGAUGUCUAGAUCUGUUACGUAGUACUAGUACUAGUUAUUUGCGGAGAUUUAUACGUUCUAAAACAAAGGGGAAAUUUUG